AUGGAAAAAAAUCAGACACGAGAAGAACGUUUAAAGAUGCUUCGUGAGCGUACGAGGCAAUCUACUCAUGAGAAUCGCAAAGAAUUGGUAAAAGAAAAUGCAAGAGAAAAAGUGGAUCCUUCUCUGGAGCAUCGUUUAGAAAGAAAACGUUUGGAGGCAGAAGAGGAAUUGGCAAGAAUAGAAGCUGAAGAUAAUGGAGAGGAUUAUGAUCGAAAGCGUGCUUGGGAUUGGACGAUUGAAGAAAGCGAAAAAUGGGAUCAGCGAAUCCGCCGAAAACAGCAAACAAAGAAAGCCGCCGAUUUUACAGACUACCAUGAACAAGCCCAAAAAGAUUAUAUGAAAGGCAUACGUGAAUUAAAACCCGACCUGCAGAAGUACAAGAGCGAGAAAGAACAGCAAAACGACCAGAAUUCUAUUUCGCUGUAUGACGAAGCUGAUCGACUUGACUGGGUCAACAACAAACCUAAUAAAGAAAAAGUUGACCAGCUCGUUGAGGACCUUCAAAAGCAAGACAUGCGACGACAGAAAAAUAACAAACGAAAGGGACAAGGCAACGAAGAUCACAUUACCUUCAUCAAUGAGCGGAAUCGCAAAUUCAACCUCAAGCUUCAGCGAUUCUACUCUAGAUACACAAAGAACAUCCAAGAAGAUUUGGAACGAGGUACAGCUUUAUAA
Schizosaccharomyces osmophilus is the source of this 675-nucleotide messenger RNA. It is a transcript of the gene syf2, whose product is annotated as Prp19 complex subunit Syf2. Lineage: Eukaryota; Fungi; Ascomycota; Schizosaccharomycetes; Schizosaccharomycetales; Schizosaccharomycetaceae. The record is from RefSeq and is a predicted model, not a curated record. The transcript is spliced from 2 exons. Gene Ontology annotation, cellular component: Prp19 complex; post-mRNA release spliceosomal complex; catalytic step 2 spliceosome. The coding region runs from base 1 to 675 and encodes 224 amino acids.